This is a messenger RNA of Puccinia triticina, 603 nucleotides long. RefSeq lists its product as uncharacterized. NCBI's taxonomy places the organism in Eukaryota, Fungi, Basidiomycota, Pucciniomycetes, Pucciniales, Pucciniaceae. Gene Ontology annotation, molecular function: peptide-methionine (R)-S-oxide reductase activity. Gene Ontology annotation, biological process: protein repair; response to oxidative stress. The transcript is spliced from 8 exons. The record is from RefSeq and is a predicted model, not a curated record. The coding region runs from base 1 to 603 and encodes 200 amino acids.
AUGAACCUCUUCAAGCCAGCACAUCUGACCAGGACUCCGACCUCAACCAUCCUAUUAUUACUUCUAGCCAAGCCACGCCCAGCUUCCAUCAACCCACGCCAACAACUCGCUCACCCGCUCUCCAGCUAUCUAGGAACACGCCAACAGAACUACGACAAGGGCAUGAUGACAGAUUCAAAGUUGCCCAAAACUGAAGAAGAAUGGAGACUCAAAUUGGACCCUGAACAAUUUAGAAUACUAAGAAAAAAAGGCACCGAGAUGGCUGGUACAGGCGAAUAUAAUAAGCACCAGCCUGACCAUGGGAUUUAUGAGUGCGCUGGAUGUGCUGCCCCACUAUAUCGAUAUGACCACAAGUUUGAGAGUGGAUGCGGAUGGCCUGCUUUCUUUGACGCGUUUCCAGGAGCGGUCAGUCGACACGAAGACAGAAGUUUCGGUAGAGUCCGAACCGAAAUCACCUGCACCAAUUGUGGCGGUCAUCUGGGGCACGUCUUCAAGGGCGAAGGGUAUGGCCACCCAACUGAUGAAAGACAUUGCGUGAACUCGAUCAGUAUCAAAUUCAACGAAUCGAAGCCUGCGGACGACAAGAUGAAUCCGAAGUAUUGA